AACCCAGAAUUAAAAAAAAAAAUUGUCAUUGACAUGAAGUAUUUUUCCAAAGUCUCUAUAUAGCAUACUACCCUUUAACUUUUCUUUGCUGGAAUGUUCUUGUUAUGUAACGGCGGUUGUGAACCUAGCCUGUGCUGAAGAUUUUUGGAUAGAGAACAACUCAUUUAACUCUGCCCUAAGGGGUGGCAGUAAUUUGCCUCUGAUAACGUAGUUAACCAUAAGGGAGAAGGCUCCCAGUUAAAACUUGAAUCAGACAACAACUGAAAGCUAGUUAAAAGUGGUUCUUUUAAGGCCUUUUAGAACUCUUCUGUGUAUGUGCCUUCUGUCUGCUCUCUCAGAUGAGCACUACACAGAUAGACUACAAUGACUUCAAGUGGUCCUGACUUUUGAGCUGAACAGUCUUUUUUUUCAGAAAGCUAAAUAGGGAAUGGAGAGAUUGUUUUUGUUGAUUUUCUACAUGGCCUUUUCCUUUUAGGCCCAUUAAGUUAGACCCUUAAAGCUAGUAGAGACUUUCAGCAAGUCUCUGGGUACGCACAAGUACCUGGGUUCUGAGGGCCAUGCAGAAGUUUUGUAAAUUCCUGUGAUCUGUUCAUUUUCACCUGCAAAUGCAUACUUGUCUAGGGAAAUUGUUUGCAAAAUGGGUGUCUAUAACCAAUUGCUUGACAUCUCGGAGCCCUGCCAUGUAAAGUUUUAAGUUUUUCUACUUUUUAAAUUUUCCCUGCUAACUAAACAUUGCCCAAUAGUAGCAACGAUGAGAAGAUCCAAGGUUUCCAUUAUAUUCUCUUUCCUAUCAUUUCCAAAUGAUAUGAGAAAUGAACCUCAUAUACGUUAAACAUGCCCCAGUACUGUUAAUAAAAUGUCUUUGCUUUUUGUUAAUUACCACAUAAUUCCAUAUCAAGUAUUACAGGAUAGGGAAAUCAGUCAGAGAAGGCUUCAUAGAGUAUGGCCCUGGAAGAAAUGAGUAGGAGUUCAAGAACAGAGGAAGAAUGUCGGGUAUAGGCAGGGGCUGGAUUCUGUCUUAUUUUGGAGAGAAGACUGAAGUUAUUAGGAAGUGAAGGCCUCUAGAACAGAGUCUCAAGAGCAGGCAGAGGAACUUCAUUUUAUGUGAGCUCCAAGGACUUAAAACUGGCUUGUUUUCUCAGUUGAAAGGGGCUUGAGAAUAAUAACAAACAAGUGUAUUAUUUUUAUUUCAGGUAAAAUGGAGUGACAGCUUUAGAUAUGUUAUAUAUUUAUAGGUGAAAGUGUAUUUUGGUACCUGAUCCCUGUAUCCCUUUAGCUAUAUGUAUUUUGUACAGCCCCCUGGUUUUCAGACACCCCAAAAUAGCUGAAGACUUCAAGAUAAUGACUGUAUUUUAAAAGAUUAAAUAGAAAGUAAUGCCGUAUUUCAAGAAAGUAGGAAUAAGAUGAUUUGAAUUUGAAAGAAGUUUGGAACUGCGGUCUAGCUAGUCCCUUUGCCUCCUAUUUUCCAUCCCAUGGCUCAGUUAAUUUCAGAUCUUCCUUUCAUGUUCAAAACACAUGGGGCUUUGUUUUUGCUUACCUUAAUUUUCAUUAUUGUGAGAAACUGAAUAGUUUUUCCAGUCAUCAUUGACAACACCAAAGAUAUACAAGGUUCUUUUGUGUGGCAGCUCAGAAUGAUGGAUCAAGCCAGAUCAGCAUUCUCUAGUUUGUUUGGCGGAGAACCAUUGUCAUACACCCGGUUUAGUCUGGCUCGGCAGGUAGAUGGUGAUAACAGUCAUGUGGAGAUGAAGCUAGCAGCAGAUGAAGAAGAAAAUGUUGACAGCAACACAAGGAGUAACCACAUCAGUGUCGCAAAACCAAAAAGGCUAAAUGGAUAUGUCUGCUAUGGGAUUAUUGCUGUAAUCACCUUUUUCUUGAUUGGAUUUAUGAUUGGCUACUUGGCCUAUUGUAAACGUGUAGAAUCAAAAACAGAUUGUAAGACACUGGUACCAACAGAACCUUCAGAGGCAGAAGAGACAGAAACUUUUGAAGCAGAAAACUUCCCUCAAACACCUCGCUUAUUUUGGGCAGACCUCAAAAUACUGUUGUCAAAGGGAUUGGAUACCACAGACUUCACCCGUACCAUCAAGAUGCUGAAUGACGAUUAUGCCCCUCGUGAAGCUGGAUCUCAAAAAGAUGAAAGCCUUGGUUUUUUCAUUGAAAAUCAGUUCCGUGAAUUUAAACUCAGCAAAGUCUGGCAUGAUGAACAUUUUGUUAAGAUUCAAGUCAAAGGAAGCAAUGCUGAAAACUCAGUGACCUUAGUGAAUACGGACAGCAACAGCUUGGUAUACCCAGUGGAGAGUCCUGAGGGUUACGUGGCAUACAGUAAGGCUACGACAGUUACUGGUAAACUGAUCUUUGCUAAUUUUGGCACUAAAAAAGACUUUGAGGAUUUAAAAAUGCCUGUGAAUGGAUCUCUAGUUAUUGUUAGAGCAGGGAAAAUCACUUUUGCUGAGAAGGUGGCAAAUGCUCAAAGUUUAGAUGCAAUUGGUGUCUUGAUAUACAUGGACCGGGCUAACUUUCCUAUCAUCAAUGCAGAUGUUCCAGUUUUUGGACAUGCUCAUCUAGGAACAGGUGACCCGUACACACCUGGAUUCCCUUCUUUCAAUCAUACUCAGUUUCCACCCUCUCAGUCAUCAGGAUUGCCUAACAUACCUGUGCAAACAAUUUCCAGAACUGGUGCAGAAAAGCUAUUUGGAAAUAUGGAACAAGAUUGUCCUCUUACUUGGAGAACAGACUUUCCAUGCAAACUGGUGUCCUCACCAAGUAAGAAUGUGAAGCUCACUGUGAACAAUGUGCUGAAAGAGAUAAAAAUUCUUAACAUCUUUGGAGUUAUUAAGGGCUUUGAAGAACCAGAUCGCUAUGUUAUAGUAGGGGCCCAGAGGGAUGCCUGGGGUCCUGGAGCUGCAAAGUCCAGUGUAGGAACAAGUCUCCUAUUGAACCUUGCCCAGAUACUCUCCGACAUGGUCAUAAAAGGUCAGUUUAAACCCAGCAGAAGCAUUGUCUUUGCCAGCUGGAGUGCUGGAGAUUUUGGAGCUAUUGGUGCCACUGAAUGGCUAGAGGGAUACCUUUCCUCCUUGCAUUUAAAGGCUUUCACUUAUAUUAAUCUGGAUAAAGCUGUUCUUGGUACCAGCAACUUCAAGGUUUCUGCCAGCCCACUGUUGUAUUCGCUUAUUGAGAAAAUGAUGAAAGAUGUAAAAAAUCCAGUUACUGGGCAGUCUCUGUAUCGAGACAGCAACUGGAUCAACAAAGUUGAGAAACUUUCUUUUGAUGAUGCUGCUUUCCCUUUCCUUGCAUAUUCUGGAAUCCCAGCAGUUUCUUUCUGUUUUUGUGAGGACACAGAUUACCCUUAUCUGGGUACUACCAUGGAUACCUAUGACGUCCUGAGUAAGAGCGUUCCUCAGUUGAACAGAAUGGCACGUGCAGCAGCCGAAGUGGCUGGUCAUCUUGUGAUUAAACUUACCAUUGAUUUUGAAUUGAACCUGAACUAUGAGAUGUAUAAUGACAAAAUACUUUCAUUUGUGAGGGAAAUGAACCAAUUCAGAGUUGACAUAAGGGAGAUGGGUCUGAGCCUGCAGUGGCUGUAUUCUGCUCGUGGAGACUUCUUCCGUGCUACGUCUAGACUAACAUCAGAUUAUAGGAAUGUGGAGACAAGAGACAAAUUUGUCAUGAGGGAAAUCAAUGACCGUAUCAUGAAAGUGGAAUAUCACUUCCUCUCACCCUAUGUAUCUCCGAGAGAGUCUCCAUUCCGACAUAUCUUCUGGGGCUCUGGCUCUCACACCCUGUCAGCUUUAGUAGAGCACUUAAAGCUGCGUCAGAAAAAUAGCAGUGCUUUUAAUGAAACACUAUUGAAAAAUCAGUUGGCUCUAGCAACCUGGACUAUUCAGGGAGCUGCAAAUGCCCUCUCUGGUGACAUUUGGGACAUUGACAAUGAAUUUUAAAUGUGAUACUCAUAACCUAUCAUAAGAACAUCAGGGUAAUGUGGUUUUCUAGACUUGUGCUGGUUGUGCUAAAUUUUCAGUAGGGGUACAAAACCUAAUUUGUUAUAAUUCUACCCAGUCAUCUUGGUACUACUAGAUGUCUUUAGGCAGCAGCUUUUCAUACAGGGUAGGUACUUGCACUUCAAGUUAAAGUGAAUAACCACUUAAAAAUAUUCAUGGUAGAAUAUUUUCUCCAAUUAUCUCUAGAAUUUUAAGUGCUUUGUAAUGGUAACUGCCUCUUUCCUGUUACAGUUGUGAAAAAGUCAGAACCAGUUAGGUGAACUAUUGCUCUAAAUCCUAAGAUACACACGUGAACUGGUGUCACUGGAAUUGGAGGAGGAAGGUGCUCUCUGCUGAGGGUGGAAAGUGGUAGCUCAGUGUGUCCUCCUUCUUUAUUCAGUGCUGGAAAGGAGAUACCGGGUUGUAAGGCUUUCCUCUCCACAUGAGAUCUCUGCCUUCUUUAAGAGGAUACAGGCUGGUUUCCACAUCCCCAAGCAAAACAGUUCACUUUCAGAAGAGUCGGAACUUGUUUUCUUGCCAGCGAGGGUCUGAAAUAGAGAUCCUUCAGCUGCAUAAAAUGAUGUUCAACUGUUUAGUGCAGGAGUGAGGCCUUAAUGUGUUAACCUCAAAAUUAUGAAAAGAGGAGACCAGAAGCCAAAGACCUAGUGUAUUUUCUUUUCCUCUGUUGCUUGUCCCAUAGAACUUUAUUUUGUUUUUUCCAAGGUAUUUUGAAGGAGAGCCAGUUUUUGGUGUUUAAUUUCAAACUCAGUUUGUCAGACUUUAAAGAACACACUGCCAAAUUUUGGCCAAAGUGUUAAGUUUUUGGUAAAGCUUCCUGUCAUUUUGGCACUGAGAUAUUUAUUGUUUAUUUAUCAGUGACAGAGUUCACUAUAAAUGGUGUUUUUUUUAUAGAAGAUAAUUAUCGGAAGCAGUGCCUUCCAUAAUUAUGACAGUUAUACUGUCGUUUUUUUUUUUUUAAAUAAAAGCAGCAUCUGCUAGUAAAACCCAACAGAUACUGGAAGUUUUGCAUUUAUGGUCAACACUUGAGAGUGUUAGAAAACAGCCGCAAGCCAAAUAAAAUUAUAAGCUAAGUCUUGGAGAAGAAUUAAUUAGUCAAUGCUAAUCAAAUCAGAUUUCUAUUUAGCUAACCAGAAAAAAAUGGCAGUUCUCUUAAGUGCAGUGAAUUGUGACCAACUUAUAAAUUAAUGUCACUUAAAGGCUGUGAUCAUAUGCCUAUGUGCAAAAUUUUACAGCUCAAUUUUUCCAAGGUGUAACUUUAAUUCGAAUUUUGCAAAAUUUCCAGUACCUUUGUCACAAACCUAACUCACAUUAUCGGGAGCAGUGUCUUCCAUAAUGUAUAAAGAACAAGGUAGUUUUUGCCUACCACAGUGUCUAUAUCGGAGACAGUGAUCUCCAUAUGUUACACUAAGGGUGUACGUGAUUAUCGGGAACAGUGUUUCCCAUAAUUUUCUUCAUGCAAUGACAUCUUCAAAGCUUGAAGAUCGUUAGUAUCUAACAUGUAUUCCCAGCUCCCUAUAAUUCUUUUAGUUUUAGAUGCAGAAACAUUUUGUGGUCAUUAAGCAUUUGGUGGAUAACUUCAACCACUGUAAAAUUACUUCCAGAUUCUUUGUUUUUAAGCUUAAUGUUGUGUUUUGUUAUAUUUGUGGGUUUCCCGAGUCUUCUGUUCAGCAAGAUAGUAGCAUACAUUUAUAAUGUUUGCUGUUGUCAAAUGAAUUUAACUUUACCCCCUUAUUUGCAUGUUAACCUUAUAAACCUAGUUCAUACAAGUUUGAAUUCAGAAUUGACCUUUUAGCUUCAAGCAGGGGAAACUUCUAUAGGAGUUUGGGGGGAGGAGGGAAUAAAGGGUGUAGGAAGGCAAAGCUUGCAAAAGGGUCUUUGAUCAUGUCUCCCUGUAAGUAUUUGGUUGCUGUAAGGUAAAUGUAGAUGUGAACAAAUAAGUUUGAGGCUACAUCAGUUAGGACUUUAUUUUCUAGUCAGCCAUUGUUAUAAACCUGAUCAUCAGCUGUUUGUUAAAAGGCAGUUCAAUCCUAUCACCUAAGAAGAAAUCCACUGUCUCUUAACUUACUUAAGUGACACCAAGAACCUUAAAAUAGAUCUGGAUUAUUACAGCCUCACUGAUUUGUUUCACUACUCACAGUCUAUUUUAGUCUUUAGUGUUUUAUCUUAAACUGAUAUUUAGUGUAGGUGAGUGAAAGGUCAUAGUUGGGGUUCCUGGUUUAACUGUUGUGCUUUAUCAUACUUUAAUGAAAGCUCAAUGACUUCAAGGCAUAAUAUGAAUAACGGGCAUGCAUUUUACAGCAGUAAAUCUCUUCCAAAAAACUCUUUUCUAUAGUUAGGAUCGAGAUUUUUCCAAUCAAACAAGUUGGUAAGUGGUAAAAGGCUUUAAUAUUCCUGAAUGAAAUGUAUAUUUGACUAUUACAACCUUCCAGUCUUUAGAUUUUUCUGGUUUUAGAUGUCAUGUGCAUUUCGAAGGUAAAGAAUCAAAUGAGUGAGCUUUGUCAUGAUUCAUUAUUCUAGAACUUGCAUGACCUUUACUGUUUCCUUUUGAUCUUGACAUUUUAGUUGGCUAAAGAUGGCUUAUUAGGCUUGCCAACUUACUGCUCAGCUGUAUCUUUGUAAACAAGUGAUAUGCCCUUAUAACUGUAUACAAGCUGGUAUGUGCACCAGUGUGGGAAUUCCUCAUCUAAUUUAAUAAAUCUUGAACACUGA
Molecule: messenger RNA, 6707 nt
Organism: Phacochoerus africanus (Common warthog)
Lineage: Eukaryota; Metazoa; Chordata; Mammalia; Artiodactyla; Suidae
Gene: TFRC
Product: transferrin receptor
Exons: 19
Coding region: 1632-3938 (768 amino acids)
Biological process (GO): transferrin transport; intracellular iron ion homeostasis
Cellular component (GO): external side of plasma membrane
Molecular function (GO): transferrin receptor activity
Source: RefSeq, a predicted model, not a curated record